GAAUCCCAAGGUUUUCGGCGUGCAAAAUUGUUCUGAGCAUCGCGAUUCGGGAUAGUUGUGAAAUCGAUAGGAAACAUUACGCGACGGAACGAACAGUAUUUGUGUUGUGCAGGUCCAGUUAGUUGCAAAAGAUCCGAAAGAGCACGACGAUUAUUGAGUGAAGUUGGCAUCGUUCUAGAAGCAUACGUUUCUUUACCUUCUGGUUGGAUUUUCUCUCAUCCCAGGAACAUUUUGCUGAUAGUCUACCACAAAGCGACGUUGACCGUGGAAAUAGAACGGGAAAAUAUUCCUUUACAGUAACGGAGCAAAAACGAUAGUACGCGUGAGCAGUUGCGCUGUAACUGGUUGGGUUGAUUGACGCUAAAGUUCCUCGUCUGAAGCAAAGCCUCAACAUGAAUAGCUUAGUAAACCUCUUCAGUAAUUUUAAGGAGUUCUACAGUGAAAUCAAUGGAGCCACACUGACCGGUGCCAUCGAUGUGGUAGUGGUAGAGCAACCGGAUGGUUCCUUCAUGAGCUCACCGUUCCACGUGCGCUUCGGGAAACUCGGAGUGCUGCGCAGCCGUGAGAAGGUGGUCGACAUCGAGGUAAAUGGCGAGCCAGUUGAUCUGCAGAUGAAGCUCGGUGAGUCAGGUGAGGCAUUCUUCGUGGAAGAAUGCGCGGAAGACGACAGUGAAGUUCCAGCCCACAUGGCCACUUCUCCCAUUCCGAGUCACUCGUAUUUGAGCAACUAUGAGGAGAGCGUGCAGAGGAACGAUGGGUCCGGUGGGCCCAUUUUCAAAGCUUUAGAAGCCAAUGAAACAACAGGAGUCGCUGGUGAAGGAGUUGCUGCAGGGCCUACGAUUGAGAUAGGGGAGGGAGCGGUCAUGAUGAUGGUAGCAAGUCAGGCUGCGACGCGCGAGAAUGAUGGCGUUGUGGAGAAUGAAUUAAUGCCUCGAUUACGUCGCAACUCGGUUGAUCUAUCGAACGAAAAUCCCGAACUGGAACGUUCAAAGUUUGAAAACCAAAGAUCCGAAUACUGCCACCGGCGUCACACGGACAAUCUUACCAACAGGCCGGACCUGUCGCUAACAAAGAAGGAGUACACCACGCAGAAGCUGCGGCAAGAACUGAACGCUGCUGCCGAGGCUGCCGAACAGGAGCAGAUCUUCCACAUGGAAGGUUUGGACGAUGCUUCACUUGAAGCUGUGACCAGUGAACAGGUGACAAAUGUGGGCGACUGGAAAAACAGCACACCCCUUCCAUCAGCCCCCGGUGCGGCUGAUCAGUCGGUAGAGGAUAAACAUUUUAAACCAAUCGAUGCUCAACCAACCACUGUGGCCGGACCGUCUGGUCAGGCGACUGAAGUUGUCCCAGUGGUGAUGGCAGCUGCAUGUGGAGAUGGAGCAACAGACUCAAAGUCGAAAAAGAAGCGAAGGAAGAAGUCGCUGAUGAAGAAGAAAAAUACACAACGAAAAAAUUCAGCCAGCAGUAGCUCGGGCGCAGGUUCGAACCAUUCCGAUCCGAACGAAGGAACGGAAACAGACAGUCUGACGGCGUCCCAGGUCACGGUUUCGUCGGCCAGUGGUAGCUCCCUAUCGAAAGAGGGGGAGGCUACAGAGGGUGUCGAUCAGGAGGUCCCAGAUGUCAGUGGUCCUGUCAAAAAGGAGGGAAAGGAUAGUCCAACACUUGAUGGCCCUGGUAUGACGUCUAGUCAUCAUGCGGAUCUAGACAUCCAUUUCUUCAGCGAUACUGAUAUUGGAACUGGCGUUAGCCCGCAGCAGUCGCGUCCUUGCACGCCUAUUCAAAGCGAUACCGAGUUUGAAAUGUCACAGCGCGAAAAACCUGUAACGGAGGAAGAACGUCUGAUGUACGGUAACUCGUGGAACUGGGGAGAGCUCCCGACACAGGUAGAGCCAAAAGGAGGUGAUGCUGAAGCCGGCAAGCAGGCGCAGCACAACUCAAUGCUGACUGGACUGAUGAGCUUGAUGAAGUACAACAACAAGAAGAAACGCCAGAGUGUUCCGGACGGGAUUUAUCUGUCGGAGCUGGAUAAGCUGAACGAACCGGAGAUCGCCCAACUGUAUUUCCCUUCGUUUCCGAAGCUGAAACAGCAUCAGCAACAGGAUCAGCGUGGCAGUGGCGGUAGUGGCGAUGAUGAAGAUCGCGAGAGCGGUAACGGUACGUCUAUUCCGCAAAGUCCUACCUCGAUGGAAGAUGGUCCCGGCGGAAAAGAUUCCGACUUUGAUGAACGCGAGCAUGUUGCAUCGGUUGACACGAAGAGUAUGGUCGAUCAAUCGAUCGAUUCCUUUGCUCUGUCUCUCUGUGGAGGAUUAACCGGCGCAGAAGGUUCGUCGGGUCCUACCGAUGAACAGUUCGAGCGCCACCGCUUACAAUACGCAAACGUACUUGCCGAUCCUAGUGUGUUCAAGUCGCCCGACCUAGUCGUGCGUAUCAAUGGCAAGUACUAUAGUUGGGAAGUGGCCUGCCCACAGGUCAUGACCAUUCUAGCGUUCCAGUGUGGACUGCCAAACGAGAUGCUGGCUAGCGCAAAACAGAAGGAAUCGGGAAUGGGAGACGACAAAAAAGAGGAACCACUGCAGCAAACGCAGCAGCAGCAGCCGCAGCAACCGAUUGUUGCAGGACGUUGGUGGUACUGGCGACGUUCCGGCGAAGCAAAACCGGCCCCGGCUGGCACACCGCAGACACCAACCACACCAACGGCAGCUACGGAAGAGUCUGGCGAUGGUCCGGAUGGUAAAACUUCUGCCGCUGUGGGCACGCAAACAUCACGUUCGAAUUCUCCCGAAGAUGAAAACCACGAUGGAGGUAUGGAUGCAACUGUACCGACCUACAAAAAUGUAUCGAAAACUGAAGAUGGAUACAAUGGUUCCCUGUCGUCGGAAGAUUCUGAGCUGGCGUUGGACAAAUCGGUAGGUGGCAUCCUUAUCGACAACAGCAGCGAGAAGACACUGUAUCUGCUCGGUUGCGGAGAAAAGUACCGCAAGACGCUGCGUUUAUCCUCGGAGCGCAUUAAGGAGUUGAACCUUCUGGAUGGUAUGAACGAGAUUGAAUUUAGUGUAACUACUGCCUAUCAGGGGACAACGCGUUGCAAGUGCUAUUUGUUCAAGUGGAAGCACAAUGACAAGGUAGUCAUUUCCGACAUCGAUGGAACUAUAACAAAAUCGGAUGUCCUUGGUCAUAUUCUGCCGAUGGUAGGCAAAUCUUGGGAUCAGAUUGGUGUGGCGCAACUUUUCUCAAAGAUUGAGGAAAAUGGGUACAAAAUGUUGUACCUAUCUGCACGUGCCAUCGGACAGGCCAAGACAACGCGUGGCUAUCUGCAGUCCAUUCGUCAAGGUGAUGUAAAAUUGCCGGAUGGUCCUUUGCUGCUCAAUCCGACCUCGCUGAUGUCCGCUUUUCAUCGUGAGGUGAUUGAGAAAAAGCCUGAGCAAUUCAAGAUUGCCUGCCUGAAUGACAUUCGAGAUUUGUUCCCAGAACGGAAUCCAUUCUACGCCGGAUACGGUAACAGAAUCAAUGACGUUUGGGCGUACCGGGCUGUUGGUAUUCCGACGUCGAGAAUCUUCACCAUCAACCCAAAGGGAGAAUUAAAGCACGAACUAACGCAAACAUUCCAAUCGACUUAUGCAAACAUGGCUUACAUCGUCGAUCAGCUGUACCCGCCGAUCAAACACAUCGAGGAGGAAGAUAACGAAUAUACCAGCUUCAACUACUGGCGUGAGCCGGUAGCUGAGAUUGAUUUCAAUGCUUUUGACAUACCCGGACUCUCCUUGCCAUCAACCGGCUCUGCGUCGUACCCAGCCACGUUAGCUACAUCUGGUAAAAUCACUCCCACGGCAACUCUAAUUCAGCAGGCCUUGCCAACCAUUCCCGAGAACUGAAACAAACCGAAGAUGAUGGGACGAUCAUCUCCAUUUUAAGAGAUGCCAGCACCACCAGAGCACGAACAAAUCUUAAAACCAAAUCAUUUAAUCGGCUCAAAUUGUACUGGUAAAGAUAGGCAACAAAAAACAACUUCACAUUUCUUAACAGCAAAAAAGAAGAUGUUAGGAAGAGAAAAGAACAAGCUAAGCUAAGAAACCAAUGUUCGGUACAAUAAUAAUAAUAAUAUUAUUCAUACUAUAUAUUGUAAGCUUGAACAAGUGCUUUGGAAUGGUGAGGAUGCUGUUCUCCAUUCUGAUCGCGUUGCUUCCAUUUCGCUUUAGGUUGGAUUGUUUAUGUUUGACAAACAGCAAUGGUCCAAAGGAAUUGUGUAAGCAUAGUUUAAAAGAAGACCACAUACAAAGCAGAGGCUUUAGCAAAUGAGCUUGACGAAAUGAAGAUGUGACACCUGCCAGUGAAUGUUUAGUAUGUAAAAAGAUGUGGGAAAAGUAGGGAAUUAGUAUGCAAGGCAUCAGAAAAGAGACAAGAAAAGAGGUAGCAAGUUAAAGAAUGGUGCUCCUAGCAAACGAACAAGCUACUGAGAGCUAGCUGUGAUUGAAGGCAGUGACAGAACUGAACGGCAGUGUCCUACCGGGUGUGUGUGUGCUAAAAAUAUAAAAGCAGGAAUUUAGUUUAGCAAAGAUCGUACCAUGAUUGUACUCAUCGUCUCCGGUUGCACCGGUAACGAACUACAGAAGGACCGACCCUAGGAAGCUAAGCAAAAAAGAACGCAAUGUAAGAGCUUCUUGAUUCAGCAAACAUGAAACUAUCAUUCUGGUGGUUCAGUCCUGGCUGUGGUGUAAGGAGGUAAGGAUGUCAAAGCAAACAAAAGUAUGUGAUAAUUUUUUUCUAUUUAUUUGGUUUGUUCGUUUUUAGCAUUUCCUAGCAAGUUUGUUUAGUUUUAAAUUCUGAAUAGUGUCUAAUUAAUGCUGUAAUGAUAAAAGGGGGAAGUGUUGAAUUGGGCACAGCAUUAGAGAAAUGUGCGUACGCUUACGGGAUCGGAAGGAAGCGAUAAAAGACACACGGAUAGAGUUGCAAACAAAAUGAGUAGAACAAUCGGUAUUUAGUUGCAUUAUCAUGCUAAAGAGAGCACAUCAGUGUCUCGCGGGCCCAAGCUACAGGUUUGCUCAUCCCCCGUGUACCCGACCAUUUGGUUCGUGGAUUUAUUUGAUUGUAUCAAAGUUUUGGUUACCCUUUCUUUAGUAUUAAAAUAUAAUGCCAUCGGUUCGUUUAAUUGCGAAUCCGGUACAAGAUGGAUUUAUUUUAUCUGAUAGGUUAUCAAUGUAGCAAACAUUGCUAUUGCCGUGAGUGUGUUGACAAAGCAAAACGAAAUAGUGCGAGAUAGUUGCUUUAGCGUGAAAAUGUGUAGAACUGGCUGCAAAUGCAAAUAAAUCAUAACCAUCGUAAUACACUGCAUCA
Molecule: messenger RNA, 5334 nt
Organism: Anopheles moucheti
Lineage: Eukaryota; Metazoa; Arthropoda; Insecta; Diptera; Culicidae
Gene: Lpin
Product: phosphatidate phosphatase LPIN3
Exons: 5
Coding region: 393-3875 (1160 amino acids)
Biological process (GO): fatty acid catabolic process; triglyceride biosynthetic process; positive regulation of transcription by RNA polymerase II
Cellular component (GO): nucleus
Molecular function (GO): transcription coactivator activity; phosphatidate phosphatase activity
Source: RefSeq, a predicted model, not a curated record